This is a messenger RNA of Cydia amplana, 1014 nucleotides long. RefSeq lists its product as uncharacterized. NCBI's taxonomy places the organism in Eukaryota, Metazoa, Arthropoda, Insecta, Lepidoptera, Tortricidae. The transcript has 9 exons. Bases 13 to 1014 code for a protein of 333 amino acids. The record is from RefSeq and is a predicted model, not a curated record.
AUACAGUUCCUGAUGUCACAAUCGUGCGAGGAUCCGGAGGCGCGCGUGUGGCGCGACCUUCUACAAGGUGAUGACGUCACGGUCGUGACGGCUGUUGUGCGGGAGCUGGCCGACUGUCUGACAGCAGCCUUACAGGCGAUACAUGAAGACGAAAUUGAGGAGCUGCCCCCAAAGCUGUCUUCCCUGUUACGCCUAGCAUCUCUAGUUCCGCCCGCACAUGCGUUACCGCUGCGAGCGUGCGGCCCGCAGCUGCGGGGGCUCGUCCACCACGCCGCUACGCUAAACGCCGCUAAAACAUUACUUGCGGGGGCCAGUGACUUGUACAAGUCGAUACGACUGCACAGAUGCCGGGACGAAGCCACGCUGCACGCGGCGUGUCUCGCGCUGGUACAGGCUCCUGAUGAUGCUGAUGCAGAUGCUGGUGAAAUGAUGACCGCGCUGCAAAUAAUAUUUUCUAGCGAUGUUGAACCGAAGAUACACGUCGAGGGUUUAAAUAAAUUCGACUAUUUACUCACUAAGGGGAAAAGUUCGGACGCAGACAUUCGUGAUGCACUACGCUCUGUAGAGAAACUGAGAGCGCGCGGCGACCGAGCGGACCGAGAUGUCCGCAUACUUCACAGAGAAAUCACUAUUUUCUUAGGCAACCACGGGAACGUGGAUAUGAACAAUAACAGAGAUGCUUGGGACGACGCCGUCGUGGUUGACUUGAAGAAAUCACUCGCGCUGACGUUACCCCACCAGGGGAGCUCGUAUAAGGUGGACCUGAAAACGAUGUUGCUGCUGGCGCUACAGCAAGAAGACCCGCGCGCGCUGCUGACGCUACUGGCCAUGUUGUGUGCCAACCUGUCAUCCAAUAAGGACGCAAACACACAGCGAGCGGUGAUACGCGUGGCGCGUUCGUUGGCGAGCGCGCACGCCGCGGGCGGCGGCGAGUAUGCGGCGCACAUACAACACGCCGUGCGUGCGUGCGACACAACCGGUGUGGAUCUACUGCAGCAAAUAGAAGUAAAGUAA